AUGGACUUCAGUUCCGAUCCAAGGUGCGCGCCUUGCAGUGCGGGCUGUAGCGCCGAUCUAGCAUGCAGCAGGCAGUUCGGCAGCCGCUUCAAGCAGACCACGUGCACGGUCGACGAGCUCAGAGUCCCUUUCUCACAGGUGAGCUCAUCCACGUGUACGGUCGACGAGCUCAGAGUCCCUUUCUCACAGGUGAGCUCAUCCACGUGUACGGCGUCCACCCACACAGCAGAAAUCUCAAUUUCAUUGGACUACGCGGCCCAGCUUUCGCUCACCCCCGAUCCUCUGUUUCCCCUCUUGUCUUCGUUCCUUCCCCUCAUCACCACGCCCCUCAUCACCACGCCCCUCAUCACCACGCCCCUCAUCACCACGCCCCUCAUCGCUACGCCCCUUGCUUCCCUUCCCGUUCUCCUCCGCCCACCGCUUUACCCAGCCCUCUACCCCUCUACCCCUCUAACCCUCCGCCCUAUACGUCCUGUGGCCUUAACCCACCGCGCCCCUCACCUUUACACCCCUCCCUUUGCCAAUCAGCGGGGCGCAAUGAACGCGGUGAGGGAGAGGCUGAGCCGCAAGCCGUCGAGCAAAGGUGGGCGCUACGUGGCCUACUUCCUCUCUGCGCCUCCCCGCCUGGCUGGCUGCCAGAACACAGUCACUCUGAGCCCCCCGGAGCAGGUGGCCUACCUUCGCUCCAAGAACGCGCAGAGUAAGAUCUGGUUCCGCACGCAGAAGCAGCUGUUUGGGCGGCGCAACUCGCGGGUGCGACUCCUUGACAUCACGCACCCGUCGCUCGCACGUGCCGAUGCCAUGAUCGGGUCGCAGGGCAAGGCGAGCAUGGACUGCCUGCACCCCUGCCUGCCAGGGCUGCCGGACAACUGGGUUGAUUUGUUUUAUGCUGCCUGGAUGGCAGACAAAGGCUUCUGA
This is a messenger RNA of Closterium sp. Naga37s-1, 918 nucleotides long. The record is from the annotation of a GenBank genome assembly. Lineage: Eukaryota; Viridiplantae; Streptophyta; Zygnematophyceae; Desmidiales; Closteriaceae.